Messenger RNA from Phialemonium atrogriseum, 2018 nucleotides. RefSeq names its product putative 26s proteasome regulatory subunit rpn7 protein. Gene Ontology annotation, biological process: proteasome-mediated ubiquitin-dependent protein catabolic process. The transcript has 3 exons. Gene Ontology annotation, cellular component: proteasome regulatory particle. Bases 207 to 1679 code for a protein of 490 amino acids. Lineage: Eukaryota; Fungi; Ascomycota; Sordariomycetes; Cephalothecales; Cephalothecaceae. The record is from RefSeq and is a predicted model, not a curated record.
GGACCAGCUUGGAGCAACCACAUCGAAAUCGAGCUCUGCUCUCCAUCUGCAUCUGGAGCAAAACAACGAGGACCUAUUAACUGCAGCUCUUGCCAUCGAAGAAUUCCUCAAUCUCAUUUUCGAUAUAGAAAACGAUAACCGUCUUCACUCCCCAUCCGACCUCGCCUCCGCUUCGCCCAGCCUCAUAAUCCUCCAUCACCUCAACCAUGGGCGCAGAUCCCCAAUACGCGAAAUGGCCGCUUCUGCCUCUCUCGCAGCACGUCUUCACCCUGACUAACUCGUACGCCUCCCGCGCAUCGCAGCAGAUUGCAGUCAAGGGCCUCCAGGAUGCCAUCGCCGAGCACAAGAUGGCACCUUUCUACCGGUACCUCGCCCAUCCGGUGGAAGGCAUCCUGAACGCCGUCGGCGAGGGCGGCUCCACCGCCCCGGGCAUCCCCCCCAGCAGGAAGUCGAGCGUAGCCGGUAUGAUUGCAACCAAGAGCCAGACGGCGAGUGUGAGCCUGCCGUGGGACGAGAGCCUGUACCAGCAGCUCAAAGAGGACAAUGACCGCGAACUGGAAGCGUGCCAGAAGGAAGAGGACGAGGCUGUUGAACAGGCUGGCGAUACCGAGGUCAUGGCGGCGAGGGGCAAGAGGGCCGAGUUUUGGGCGAGGGCGGGCGACAAGGAGAAAGCAAUUGCCGCCUACGAGGACGUUUUCGAGAAGACUGGUAUCCUUGGAACCAAGAUCGAUCUUGUGCUUGCCAUCAUCCGGGUGAGCCUCUUCUACGGCGAUAAGGUCCUCGUGAAGAAGCAUGUUGAGCGGGCCAAGACGCUUGUCGACAGCGGGGGUGACUGGGACCGCCGCAACAGGCUGAAGGCCUACGAGGGACUUCACCUCCUCACAGUCCGGAGCUACAACCUGGCAGCUCCCCUCCUUCUCGACAGCCUGUCGACCUUCACCUCCUACGAGCUCUGCACCUACAGCAACCUAGUUGUCUACUCGGUCCUCGCCGGUUCCGUCUCUCUCAAGCGCCUCGACUUCAAGAGCAAGGUGGUCGAUGCUCCCGAAAUCAAGGCCAUCCUUGGCGACGGCGACGACAAGCUCCUCGCUCUCAGCGGUGCCAUCUCCGCGGGGCCUGGUGUGGAUGCCGACAUGCAGGACGCUAGCACGGCCUCCGCCGCCGCCCGGAAGACGGUCGUCAACCUGACCACGCUGGGCAGCAGCACGGAUCAGCCCGAGGCGGAGAUGGCGGUCGACUUCAGCCCGCUCGCCCAGCUGGUGAGCAGCCUGUACAACGGCAGGUACAAGUCCUUCUUCCAGGCCCUCGCGCAGGUCGAGGAGCAGUUCCUCACCCAGGACCGGUACCUGCAGGAGCACAAGAACUGGUUCAUCCGCGAGAUGCGCCUUCGUGCGUACCAGCAACUCCUGCAGAGCUACCGCGUUGUGGGCUUGGAGAGCAUGGCGAACGAUUUUGGCGUCACCGUCGACUUCCUGGACCAUGACCUUGCAAGAUUCAUCGCCGCCGGCCGCAUCCCCUGCACCAUCGACCGUGUCACCGGCAAGGGUGUCAUCGAGACCAACCGGCCGGAUGACAAGAACAAGCAAUACCAGGACGUCGUGCGCCAGGGUGACCAGCUGAUUACAAAGCUCCAGAAGUAUGGCCAGGCCGUCAGGUUGAGAGGGAGCGAGAGGGCAUAAUUGCAUCUCUUGGGAGCGGGUUUUUCUAGAUCCUUUGCCUCGAGAUUGCUCUAGAGGGUAGAGUGAUGUACUCAGGCUACUCAAGCGGGAAAGUUACUUUCCAUAAUGGCUGGGAUCAUUGAUAAAGGGGGUCAGCCACUGCCAGUCAAACAGCAUGAUUCUAAUACGUGUAUGAUACCUAGAAUAGAAAGGGAAAAUUGCACCCUGGGGUUUAAGCUUGUCUCGAGAUCAAAGUCUUGGGUCGAGUGGGAACGUCAUCUUUUCUCCCUUUAUAUAAAAUCUAGUUUGAAACUAUCAUCCCCAACUAUACGGAUGCCUUGCCGGCUUUCUAAGUUGAAA